This is a messenger RNA of Patiria miniata (bat star), 1611 nucleotides long. RefSeq names its product thyrotropin-releasing hormone receptor-like. Lineage: Eukaryota; Metazoa; Echinodermata; Asteroidea; Valvatida; Asterinidae. Bases 1 to 1119 code for a protein of 372 amino acids. Gene Ontology annotation, biological process: G protein-coupled receptor signaling pathway. Gene Ontology annotation, molecular function: G protein-coupled receptor activity. Gene Ontology annotation, cellular component: plasma membrane. The record is from RefSeq and is a predicted model, not a curated record. The transcript is spliced from 2 exons.
AUGGAAGCAGAAGACUGGUUGAGAAAAAGCGGGGAAUUUGUCGGUUGUUAUUUAGUGAGCGUGCUGGACAGUGCCACUGCUCACGCCUCCAUCCUGACCCUACUAGCCAUAUCCGUCGAGCGCUACUACGUCAUCUGUAUGCCCUUCAAGGCUAACUACACUUGCACCUCUAAGCGGACCCUCAUCAUCUGCUGUCUGGUCUGGCUCAUUGCCUUCAUCAGCAGCAUCCCGGUUGUCCUGCUGACCGGUUAUAGGUCGUGCAUUGACCUGGACACUGGGGAACAGAAGGGCUAUUGCGAGGCAUACGCUAACACCAAGCUCCAGGAAGCCUACAUCGGGGGCAUCUUCUGCCUCUUCUUCCUGCUCCCUUUCGGCUUCAUGACCGUCAUCUACUGCAUUAUCGCGAACACGCUGCGAAUGCACGACAACUACAUGGCUGCCAUCCGGAAGAAGGAGUCUCUGGCGCCGCCGUCUGGUGACUUGGCGUCGUCGCGUGACGCCGGACGGCUGGUGGAACUGGCCUCCAUGCCACGCAGGAACAGCGUGGAGUACCUGAUGGAGACCAACAACCAUGCGGCACCGGCGACCAAUCACGUCACGAGCAGCCAGAGCGAGGAGCCACUCACGGUGGCCACGGUGGACGGGGAGGCCAAUCACUACACGGCUCUCCGGUCAGGGGCCUCUGGUGGCCAGCAGCAGGCCAGCUCGAACAGUGCGUGUCAGAGCAUGGCCAACGCGGCCACGCGGCAGUCCCACCGCCGCGUGGUGCUCAUGCUGGCUAGUGUGGUGGUCGUCUUCUUUGUGUGCUGGUUUCCCAUGCGCAUCCUCAUGCUCUGGCAGAUCUUCGCGCCGCGCGAGUCCGUCUACUCCUGGUUGGUGGCCAACCAACACACCUUCGUGGUCAUGCUGGCUGGCUUCCGCGUACUGAUCUACAUCAACUCAGCCAUCAACCCCAUCCUGUACAACCUCAUCUCUACCAAGUUCCGGGCGGCGUUCCGGUCGGUCAUCCGCUGCGAGGACGCUCGGCGGUCUCGCAGCAAGAGGUCCAUAUCCACUCGCUCUUUCACUUCCACGUCCAGUCUGAGAGUCCAUGGCCGCACGACUGACUACCAUGGCUAGCCUUAGCCGCUGCUUGACCAUUCCCGCUGUAAUUCAGACCUUCAUCACGCUUAUGUCAUGUGAGAAGCCCUAACUUUCCACAGCAUUUGGACUGCUCACACACGAAAUAUAAAUGUUUUUAGUCCUUAAAAUUGGCGACUAAUUCAAAAUCGAACAUCGAGCACUUUUCCUGUUAAUAUUGAGUACAUUAUCGUGUAAAAGAGAGCACAUACGGCGAUAUAUGAUUAUGAGUCCAAAUGUGUACGGACCAAAACUGUAUGAGAUUUUCUAUACAGCUCAUGGCUGCCAGAAAAUCCAAGUCUAACGACGAUACCAUACGCUGAAAUGCUUUUGGAUGGGAGCCAGACUAAGAUGAAAGUGUGAUGAAGGUCUCACUGCUUUCGUUCGUUUCCGCCUGACACUAAUUUGAAAAAAAACCUGGUUUGCUAUUUUACUUUCUUCUUAAGUAUUUGGGGCAUUUCCCGAUUCCCAAGCUUGCUUUAUACCCAGUUC